Molecule: messenger RNA, 7299 nt
Organism: Gekko japonicus
Lineage: Eukaryota; Metazoa; Chordata; Lepidosauria; Squamata; Gekkonidae
Gene: URB1
Product: URB1 ribosome biogenesis 1 homolog (S. cerevisiae)
Exons: 39
Coding region: 68-6673 (2201 amino acids)
Biological process (GO): maturation of 5.8S rRNA from tricistronic rRNA transcript (SSU-rRNA, 5.8S rRNA, LSU-rRNA); maturation of LSU-rRNA from tricistronic rRNA transcript (SSU-rRNA, 5.8S rRNA, LSU-rRNA)
Cellular component (GO): nucleolus
Source: RefSeq, a predicted model, not a curated record
GCCGCCGCAGCCCAAGCGGGCCCGCAAGACCGAGGCAGCGGACUUCUCCGGCGCCCAGUUCAAGUCCAUGUUGCGCGAGCCCAGCACCGCUAUGAAGGGUUUGGAAACAUUCAUAUCCAUAGCUAAAUUGUUACCAUCAGCAGAACAAUGUGAUGUUGUGGAAGGAUACAUAAAAAUUUCUGUUGAGUGUGCAGAAAUUUUAAAACUUCUAGAUGGUGAAAGGAGGCCAGAAAGUGAGAUGCUGCUCAUCUUUCAAGCUCUGGAAAGCAUUCUGCUGCGAACAGCAAGUGAUCUUUUCCAUUUUCAUGUUGUUGGGAUGAACAUCGUAAAGAAGCUGAUCAACAGCUAUAUGAAAUUAAUUUAUGCUGCUCUAUAUUCUGAAAAUCAUAGAAUGUCUCGUCUGUGCCUCACCUUGCUAUCAUCAAUGGUGACACAGGGGCCAGAUGCUGCAAGGGAUGUCUACAGCCACUUUGAUUUUAAUAAUAAGUUCUUGUCUGGGUUAGUAAAAAAGAGAGAUUAUAAGGGCAAGCCCGAUAUCCGUAUGGCAUACAUACAGUAUGCUCUCUCCUUCUUAAUUACUGGUGAUGACAUGACCCUUGGACACAUUCUCGAGUUAAAAGAUUUCAUUCCCGAUAUUUUUAGAACUGGAUUGAAGGAAGAUAGAAUUUCUACAAUUAGCCUUCUACUUUCCACAUUGACAGCGAAGGUGGUUCACAACAGAAGUAUCAGUAAGACCCAGAAGGUGCGCUUUUUUACUGUAGAUGCGUUGAGCCACAUUGCUUCACUCUAUUGCUGGAAUGGCAUCACUGAUGUCAGCACUGAAGAUGUUAAGGCUACCCAGGACCCUGAAGAGGCAGGGAAGAUUAUAGUAAGGGAAUUGGUUCAUAACUUUUUAAUGGACCUCUGUUGUUCUCUGAAACAUGGCAUUAACUUCUAUGAUCCAAGUCUUGGCACAGCAGGCAGAGGAGGAAAUUUGGUGCUUCUGCGCUUUCUCCUGCGUUUAAAGACUGCUGUGGAAGAUGAGAUGGUUGCUGACCUUAUGGUGAACAUUUUCAAAGUAUGCCCAGAUUUACUGAACAGAUUCUUUAAGGAAUCUCAGUAUUCUUUUGUUCCCAGACUGAAAUCAGCUUGGCUGGACAAUAUGAAAUUGUUAAGGAAGAUCUAUGAGGCUCAGCCAGAGGUUUCCAACUGUUUUAAAACUGCAGAGUUUAUUCCACUUCCGAAGUUGCUUUCCAUGGUGAUGGUGACAACCAUUCCAGCAGUAUGCAAUAAAGCAAUGUUCACCCAGGGAUUAAAUAUAGCCAGUAAAACAGUGAAACAUACAAUCUUUUCACUUCUGUCAAUAAUCUUGAAAAGAACACUGAAAAACAUUGAACAUUGUCUGAAUGAGAAGAUAUGGGAGAAGUCUGAAGUCUACACUUCAUCUAUGAUGCAGGAAUUUGUUCAGCAUUACAGGGAAGCGCUGAGCAAGCUUUUACCAGAUAUGACUAACAUAAUAGCAGUCUGGCAGUCACUUCUAAAGCAAGAGAAGGAACAGGAUGGACAGAGAAGGGAAGAAGAUCCUGCUUCCAUGGUGGAGGAAAUUACUGAGGUUGUAGACCAUGGUUCAGAUGAUGCAGAGACCACUCUUUUGAAAGCUGUAUUACUUCAUGUUAUAUGUCUCUAUCAGCAAGUUGUUCCUCACUUGGUGGCACAAAGCAACUUUGAUUUUAGUAAAUUAAUCAAAGGUAUUAUUACAGAAAAAGGACUGCGGCAGGAGAUUCCUCCUGUUCUACAGCAUCAUAUUCUAAAGGUAGCUCUGGUGUUGCCUGCAAAUAAGUUUUCCUGGUUUAAAGUACAGGUUGACUUUACAGCAAAGAAAGCGUGUACUGAAAGAUCAGUAUUUUAUUUAUUGAUGAAAAUGUUUGUUACAAGUAACCAUCCUCAUUUCAAAACAUCAACAAAGAAAUUGAUUAUUAAGGUUUUGCACGACAGUGGGGUAUUUCAGUAUACCUGGAAGGAACUUGAGCUGUGGCUUGAACACUUGGAGAACACAGUAGAAGCCAAAAAGGAAGCAGUGAUUCAGUUUUUGGAAAGGGUCUUGGUGAAACUGGUGACCAGCCCCUAUCCUUACACUGAUAAGGCAGCAGAUCUUGUCCAAGAAGCCAGUAUUCUUCAGGUCAACCUGUUCAAACAAGAUGCUGAUAAUGUCAGCAUACCCAUCUCUCACAUUGAUGAUGCGCUGGAUAUGAUUGAUGUCCUUGUGGAAGGCAAUGAAGGCUUAGAUGAAGAAAUUGGAUCCACUUUAAGUGAAGAUAUGGUUGUGAGCACUUUUCCAUUCAGUGCUGUUGUACCAUGUGCUUUAGAAACCAGGAAUAAGUUGCUUCUCGAGUGUGAUGGAAGCACAAAGGAAAGUAUAGUGGACUAUCUCAUCACUGUUUGCACUGACCUGCUACAUUCUCAAAGAGACCCAUUAGCUCUUUGUUUGAUGUUUCAACUUUAUGACAGAGAACUUCAGUCUCUGAGUUCUUCUAACUACCCUCAACUCUACCAGUUCGGCCGCUACUACUGUCUUUGGAUACCACAGCAAACUAAAGAAGCUUUGUUCCAGCCACUCAGCAGUGUGUCUGAAGAUCGAUUCCCAUCACUGGAUUCAUCGUUUUCCUCCUUGUUGAAACACAGUUAUGAGAAAGGUGCUGCCUGUCUCUUGGAAGAAGGUGUGAAGGAGAAGUUGAAUGAGGCAAUUUUACAUCUCCAGCCUCAGAAGCUCUUGUUAGCCUCAAAGCAUGUCCUGUUGUACCUAAAAACCACAGUGGAAAAUUUCAGCAGUCUUUUUGUGGAUAUGGAGUCUCUGACAUCAGUGGAAACCUCAAAUGACAAGAUACUGGAUAUCUUGCUCCCUUUGGUCUUCAAACACCCUACACUGGAGAGUUGGUUCCUGGCUGUAGAACAGCAUUCUCUUCCACAUCACAAUUUAAGCCCACUUGCAGUGAAGCAUCUCUCUGCUCAUCUGAAUAACUGCAUCCUUGAGUUGCUGAGGGUGGGCUGUCCACUGUUACAAGCCAGGAAUCAACUGCUUGUGAUCUCCAGAUACUUUGAAGCUGUCACUAAAACGGUCUUGAAAGAACUGCACAAUGGGAGAAGAGGAGGAAGUAAGACAUAUUUCACAAGGUCACAGCAGCUAGAGGCUUUGCAAGAUCUGCACAUGUACAUGGACUCCCAACAGAUAGAAGAAGUCACAUUGGCUAUGCUGCAGGUUCCUAAAGCAAAUCUAGCCACCAAGAAAUCUGAAACUUCCUCUGGCAAGAAAUCAUGCCUGAGUGCUUACGGAGAGAUUCUAGUGCAGCUUCUCACUGAGAGCUACCAAAGAGGGUCCUUGAAGGGAGACUUCUUUUUUUCAAGAGAGCACAUUCAAGGGGUGGGAAUUCUUUUGUCUACAGCAGCCACAGAGGAGUUGGAGAAGGUCUUCAUGCAUGCUAUAGAGAAAGAGCCUGUCUUUGCCCAGGCAGUUGGAGUUGAUACUCAGAUUUUCUGCCUGAAUCAUGCAACAGAAACUUCCCUUUCCAUUGCUGCUUUGCUGAUUCAGUAUUGCCGGACUCAUCUGCUGCAGUUUGAGCUGUGGUGUCUGAAGCAUGGGACCGGCGAGUACUUGAGACAAAACAUGGGCUUAUUUCUGCCACUCAUCAAUAUGUAUUUGCAGUGUCAAGAGCAGCAUCGUUUUACACACCCAUCAAAAGUUUCUUCAGCUGUUCUGUGUGUUCUAAGAGAAUCUUUGUGGCCAGAACUGUUGGAAAUAUUCCUGAAUACAGAUGUGUCAAAGCCAUUGACAGAUGAGUGUCAAGUUCUUUCCAAGAUACUGCCAUCUUUACAAGUGGAAGACUUGAAAAAUCUAGUUGAAAUGUUACCUGUAGCUCUUGAUGCAGUGGGAAGUCUUGAGCACUGGGUGGCUGCAGAUGCUGUUUCAAGAGCACUGGAGAGCUCUGAAGAGAAGGUGUAUUCCUGGAAGAAACGCUUACUAGCUGUCUGUAUCAAAUGGUUAAUUCUCACUUACAGCAAUAGCAAAGAACAAGAAACUCAUUCAGAAAUGGAGACUGCCAUGCUGUCAAGGCUAGAAGAAUUACUGCAUUCAGUAACUGAAGUGGUUCCAGAGGACUGGCAUAAUUUUGUGAAGAUGGGACUCAAGUACCGUUAUAAGGACGAAGAUUUCAUGAAAACUCUAAAUGCAGCUAUAAAUUUGUUGUACCAGAAAGAAAUGUAUCUUAGUCAGAGAUUAGUCAAGCCAUCCAUUCUUUAUAUGAUGAUCACGCAACACUCUUUAUUUUUGUCAACAAUGCUGAGGUCAAGAGAAGACGCUGACAUGAAUGUUCAUACAAGAGAGGCAUUAGUGGACAUACUGUUGACUCUUGUGAAGCGCUGCCCUGAAGUGUGUGAGAGUAACCAUUUUGCUGUGCUGCUCGGGGCCUAUGGUGCAACUCUGAGUGUUGUAGACCAGAAGAUAUUGCUGCUGCUGAAGUUGUAUGAAAAGAAUGGUCUAAGUCUUGUAAAUUUCAGAAUACUACUUUGGGGUCCUGCUGCUGUGGAACAUCACAAGACAUGCAAGAGUUUGGGAAAGUCACUGUGGCAGCAGCCAAGCAUGGAAGAAAUUCUGAAUCUGCUGGACCGAGAGAUGAUGAUGAGGACUAUUCUCCAUUUCCCACAGCACCGACAUCUUCUUCUCCAAGAGGAAGAACAGAUACGACAAGGCAAAGGCAAAAACAAGGUGGAUCUUCGAGAUCUGUAUGACCCCUGUUUCCUUCUUCAGCUCUUCAGUGAAUUACUGAGACCAGAAUGUGUUGUAGGAUGUCCAAAGUUUAUUGACGUCAAUGCUUUGGGGCUAACAAUAGCAGCCCUAAGCAGUUACGACCAUAACGUGCGAGCAGCAGCAUACUAUGUCCUGGGCUCUUUUCGCUUUCACCUUGAAGGGGCUCGAUUUCGAGAACAAAAGCAGUUGCUUUACCUUAUGGAUGUGGUGCAAAAUGGAAUCAGACAACCAAAUCUCAGAUUCACUUUCCCUUUAACACUCUACAUUGCUAGAGUAGCCCAACACAUGCUGAAACCAGAGGAACAUAUGUACACAAAGCUGAACAAGUUUCUUCUUUCUCUCCAAUACUUAAAUUUGAAGAAAGUGCCGGGAUUUUUUCAGCUAUUCUAUAGUUUUGAUAUAGAGCACAAAUUGGAACGGAAAUGGGUUCUAGCAAUUAUUGGGGAAGGACUCCGAGAUAAACACUGCUAUGAGUUGUAUGAUUAUCAGAGGAUUUUCCAUGUCAUUCUUUCUUUCUUCCACAGCCCACUUUGUGAUGAAGCUACUCAGCAUCAAAUUCUGGAAAUACUACAAAAUGCUGCCUGCAUCACCAAAGCUGCCUAUGAGCUAAUAAGAGAUCAUAGCCUUUUAACAUGGCUGUUGUUUAUUCUACAGAAAAGGUUUUUAGAAAACAAGAUGUUAAACAAUAUAAUCUUCUUAGUCCAUACCCUUUGGGUUACGAAUUUAGGAGACAAACAGAAGUCACUCCAAAUGCCUUGUGGACUAGAGAAGCAGAAGUUCCUGCCUCUCCAACUUGUCAAUGAAUUUCUGCAUGUUUUAUUAAAGUUAUUGAAACACAUCCGUGCCAACUUGGAUUUUGCCCAGCUGACUCCGUUUUUCAGCCUGUUAAGCUCCAUAUUGGAAUACCGUGCGAUGGUAAUUGAAGCCUUCAAAGAAAUGGGCAGAUUCACUGUGAAUGAGCAUGUUUUGUCCAACAAAGAUAUUCUGUUGCUCCUGCACAAGUGGAGCAUAAUUGGCAAAGAUGUGAAACUUCAAGAUGAUCUGCAAACAAUUGCUCAACAGUACCAAACCAAAGAAUUGCUUAAAAAUAUUAAAGAAAAAAACAAACCACAAGUACCUUUUCGAACAUCACAACACCAGAAGAAGAAUCAGACUGAAACUGACCAAGGUCCAGCUUCUCAGGGCAGCACCUUUGAUUUAGAGGAAUGCAUAUCUCCCCUGAGAUUGGUCCUGAUGCACUGGGAACCUGUGUUUCCAGAUAUUUCAGCAGAGUGUUCACAGGAGCACAAUGGAUAUGGCAAUCCUGGUCUUGCAUGCAAGACUGUUUACUUAGUAUUCAGAUGGCUAGUGAAGUCCCUGGUUGACAGAAGCUCCCACAAACAAAAUAUACUUUUGACUUUCAAGUGGUUUAAAAGCUACGUUUUGCCAAACACCAGCACAGUACAAGAGACCAUUAUGGAUGGAGCUCUGAAAAGCGGUAUAUUUAAACUUUACCGCAGCCUCCACGAUGCCACUGAAGAGACUUCAGACCUGAAUGAUCUCUACCUGCUUAAUACUGUCAUGCUUCACCUAAUGGAUUCUCAGGGCUUGAUGGAAAAUGAAUAUCUUGGGACACUGAAAAGAUUCUGCUUCUCUGCAAUGGAAGAGAAUGACACAAAGAAAAAAGCUGCAGGCAUAUUCCUUACAUCUCUGUUUAUUGGAGAUAUUUGGCUGGGAGCACAGCAACCAAAUAUGUUUAUAACUCAUGUUAAACUGAUUUGUGGAGCAAAUGACAGAAAACAAAACGAUGAUGUUCACAAAACGGGAGAAUCUGAAGAAGCUAUCGUUUCUCUGUGCAAAGACAUUUAUUCGUACUUAAUUCUUCACAAUUCCUUUGAAGUCUUAAAUACCUGAAUCCACUUAUGAUGGUUUCUAAUCUAUCUACAUAGAGUCUAAGGGAUUUUAAUACUCCUGUACAAAAUGUAAGCUUUGAGCAACCUUAAAACAAUGCCAUAUAUUGAACAGUGCUGGAUUUUGAGAAAAUAUUUUCUAUUACAUUUUUCAUAAGGUCUCAAACUCAAAUGUUAAGGCUGUGUUAUGUAUUACUUCUGGUAAAGCAAGAUGCUUCUGUCUUAAAGCUAAUAUUGAUUGUUUCUGUAUUAAAACCAAAAUCAAAGUGGCAUGGACUAAAAAAUGAAGCAUUGGUAUAGAACACCCAAAAACUUUAAAACAAUAUUUUGGAAAUUAAGGGGCUGGGCUUUCUUACAUGUUCUGAUUGUUUCAAUAGAGUUUACGCAGAAAACUUGCAGAUGCCAGUAGGGUGCUGUUAUAGGUGAAUAUAAUUUCUCAGCAUUAUUUAAUGUGGGAACAGAGAAAAAUGUACGGACAGGAUAAUUAUUUAAUAUGAUUAUUGGCUUUAAGAAUGUGAUAUUGAACUUAUAUAUAUAUGUAUUAUAUGAUUUUAAAAUAAAAUAUGGCAAAACACAAUGUUUAAACCAGUUUUCCUUUGAUAUCACUGCAUUCAGAAAUACGGUUGUAUA